Diorhabda sublineata is the source of this 1976-nucleotide messenger RNA. Its product is annotated as neuroendocrine convertase 1-like. Gene Ontology annotation, biological process: protein processing. The record is from RefSeq and is a predicted model, not a curated record. Gene Ontology annotation, molecular function: serine-type endopeptidase activity. Bases 88 to 1953 code for a protein of 621 amino acids. Lineage: Eukaryota; Metazoa; Arthropoda; Insecta; Coleoptera; Chrysomelidae. The transcript has 12 exons. Gene Ontology annotation, cellular component: Golgi membrane; trans-Golgi network.
AGGUUUCAGUUCGAAAAUCGCGAUAGAAAGUGGCGUUAAAUCCAAUUUCUACUCCGCACCGGUAAUUUUUUCAAAAAAUUAUUAUAAAUGAAAGUGUACAUAUUGAUUCUUCUAAAUUUAAAUUAUAUCGUACGUGGAUAUAAUGAGGUGGUUGUUAGAAUUAUUGGCGGUCCUCUAAUAGCACAAUUAUUAGCAGAAGAGCAUGGACAUUAUUAUAAAGGACCAGUGAUGGGUUUUGAAGACACUUAUAUAUUGAUUCCAAUGGAAAACGUUUACGAAAGUUAUCAAAAACGAGGACAUUAUACCAAAAAACUUUUCAGUGAUCACAGAGUUGUAUGGGUAGAAGAACAAGUUACAAAAUCGAGACAAAAGAGAGAUUUUCUAGCUCCCGAAGACGUACCCAAAGAAAGAGUAAAGCGAUUAGAAGAUGUUUUUACAAGUGAUAGAAUAUUUAAUGAUGAAUUAUGGACACAACAAUGGUAUUUGCGAAAUACAAGAUCGCAACUAAGCUAUCCACAUCUAGAUUUGAACGUAUUGCCUGUAUACGACAUCGGCCUUACAGGUAAAGGGGUAAGAAUAUUAAUUCUUGACGAUGGUAUUGAAUACACUCACGACGAUUUAAUAGAAAAUUAUGAUUCGGAAAUUAGUUGGGAUUGUAACGAAGACGAUAACGAUCCAUUUCCUAGAAUGGAUGAAUCGAAAUCUAAUAAUCAUGGUACUCGAUGCGCAGGAGAAAUAGCUAUGAGUGCUAAUAAUAGAAAAUGUGGGGUAGGAAUAGCAUUUGGAGCAAAAAUUGGAGGUAUUAAAAUGUUGGAUGGUUCAAUUAGUGAUCGUAUCGAAGGUACAGCUUUAGGUUAUGCUCGACAUUUGGUAGAUAUAUAUAGCGCUUCUUGGGGGCCAAACGAUGACGGCAAAACUCUAGAUGGUCCUGGUAGAUUAGCGGCAGAAGCAAUAGAGAGAGGAAUUAACGAGGGACGUGGUGGUAAAGGUGCAAUUUACGUUUGGGCAUCUGGAAAUGGUGGAAAGAAUAAUGACAAUUGUAACUGCGAUGGUUAUUUGGCUAGUCCCUAUACUAUAUCAAUAGGAAGCGUAUCACAAAAAGGAGAGUUUCCAUGGUAUGGAGAAGCUUGUGCUUCUACUUUGGCAGUCACAUAUUCUUCUGGGGCGUAUAGAGAUCAAAUGAUUGCAACUACGGAUGUUAAUAAUGCAUGUACGACUAAACAUACUGGAACUUCAGCUUCAGCACCACUAGCAGCUGGAAUUAUAGCUUUAGCACUGGAAGCAAAUGGAAACUUAACAUGGCGAGAUAUACAACAUUUGAUUGUAUGGACAUCAGAUAUAAUACCUUUAAUAAAUAACGAUGGAUGGCAAAGGAACUCGGCUGGGUUUUGGUUUAACGAUAGAUUUGGUUUCGGAGUAAUGAAUGCUUUUAAUUUAAUCAGUAAUGCGAUAACAUGGAAAACUGUUCCAGAAAGAACACUGUGUUACAUGGAAAUACCGGUAAAUUCAACAUUAUCACCUAAUAGAUCACUAAAAAUCGUCAAAUAUUCCGAUGGUUGUAUAGGAACCGAUCACCAAGUGAAUUAUUUAGAACAUGUAGAGUUAAGAACUAAUAUUAAUUAUACAUGCAGAGGGGCUUUACAGAUCCAAAUAAUUUCACCCUCAGGUACAACGGUGGACAUGUUGACUCCUAGAAAAUUGGAUAAAAGCGAACAGGGAUUGAAAAAUUGGACUUUCAUGUCGGUUAUGACCUGGGGAGAAGCUGCCGAAGGGACAUGGAUCAUAUUUGUUAAAGAUACGACCUCGUAUAAGAGAAAUUAUGGCGUCGUCGGAAAUAUGCAUCUCAUAUUACACGGUACCAAAACACUUCCUAAUCAUAUGCAAAAAGGUCCCAGAGAUUACAACAUUAAGAACACAAAUUUUGAAGACAUGUUAAUAAAUAGUGUAUAUUAAUUGAAAAUAAAUAUGGAAUUGUA